UUUCAACAUAUAUUUACGAGCAUUGGCGCGUUGGACAAACCAAACAAGACUUAUCUUUCUCAAUUCCAUACAACAGAUGGACUGCUUAACUUUGAUGAAUAACAAUAGUACUGAUAUUUUUAGCUGUGGCAUUGAGAAGUUGACUAGUGGUGCAGGAGGUUGUUCGGAUUAUUCAGAGAUCGACGUUCUGAAUGAGAUAGGAAGCAGAUUGAAUAGUCUGAGGGAUGAUUGUAGGCUAAUGGAUUCAGAAGGAGGACUUACUAAGGGAUGCAAUAAGUGUUUGAAGACAUGGAGAGAAAUAGCUUACACGUCGAAAAAUGAUUCGAUGAAACUUGAAGAUGACAUUUGUAGAUUUAGUAUGCUGAUUUUGUUAACAAGUCAAAGAGUUGCUGAUGAGAGUUGGAUUGACAAGAUCUUUCAUUGCCUAGGAGACAACUCUCUCCCUUUAGCAUCUUCUGCAGAUGAGAGUGGAAAUGAAACGAUACGUAGUACUAAGUUUAAAACUGGUAAAGUCUUGAAAUCCAUAUACAUAAAAAUUACUGAUAUUGCUGAGUUUCAGGACAAAAGAGUGUGUUUAUUGUUAAGCAUUGGUUAA
Molecule: messenger RNA, 595 nt
Organism: Solanum tuberosum (potato)
Lineage: Eukaryota; Viridiplantae; Streptophyta; Magnoliopsida; Solanales; Solanaceae
Exons: 2
Coding region: 77-595 (172 amino acids)
Source: RefSeq, a predicted model, not a curated record